GUGUCUCCUGCUAGUCCGAGUCUACUGCCAUUCCCCACGCCAGCGAGCUAGGGCGAGAUGAGUAGCCGCCGCCGCCGCCACGCCCGCUCGCCGGCGUCCGCGCCGCUGGACGACGACGACCUCCUCUGCGAGAUCCUGCUCCGCCUUCCCCCGCAGCCCUCCUCCCUCCCUGGCGCCUCCCUCGUCUGCAAGCGCUGGCGCUGCCUCGUCUCCGACCCCGGCUUCUUCCGCCGAUUCCGCCUCCGCCACCGCCGCAACCCUCCCCUCCUCGGCUUCUUCGACAGAUUUGAUAUCCUCUCCUUCCUGCCCACUCUGGAGGCCCCCAAUCGUGUUCCCUGCGAGCGCUUCUCCUUCCAGUGCCCCGACUUCGGCAGCUGCUCCAGCUCCCUUGGAUGCCGCGAUGGCCUCAUGCUCCUCUUCCUCCGUGAGCGUCUCCAGGUCCUGGUGUGGGACCCCGUCACCGGCGACCAGCACCGCAUUGCCAUUCCUGCAGCGUUCGAUGACAAGAAAACCCUGAUCGGCCUGAUCAAUGGGGCGGUUCUUCGUGCUGCCGAAGACGCCCGACACUUCCAGGUGGUCUUGGUAGUCGCAGAUGGCGACGACGAACAACAUAUACGGGCGCUUGCUUGUGUUUACUCGUCAAAGACUGGCUUAUGGGGAAAUCUGAUCUCAACACCGAUUCCAUACCAGCCUUCUGAUAGUUCAUUCCGUGUCCCUACCAUGGUUUAUACAGAUGAUGCUGUGCUGGCUGGAGGUUCCCUUUACUGGAAGCUUGCUGGGAAUAUGACUGGAAUUCUUGCAUUCGAUUUGGAGAAGCAGAGUCUAGCUGUGAUACGGGUGCCAGUGGAUAUGUAUGGCGAGGGAAAGUGCUUCAAGGUUAUGCGGGCCGAGGUUGGUGGGCUGGGUUUCCUUGUUGUUUCGGAAUCUGACUACACUGCCAAGUUAUGGAAGAGGAACACUGAUUGUGAUGGUGUCGCUUCGUGGGAGCUUGGAAGAACUAUUGAACUGGACAAGCUACUUCCCCUGAAAUCGGAGGAGAAAGAGCCCCUUGCAAUACUGGGAUUUGCUGAGCAGAAUAAUGUGAUGUUUCUGUGGACAGUUAUCGGCGUCUUGAUGAUCCAGCUUGAGUCAUUGGAGUUCAAGAAUCUUUAUAAAACCAUGAUCUUUUCUUACUAUCAUCCAUUUGAAAGUGUCUACAGUGCAGGAACAUGUGUUUCUGGUGGACACGACAGGGCUAAGCUAUUGGUCAAUACGUAAGAUGAUUGUCCGUUCGAUCUACUAAUUGAGCAGGUAUCUAGAGCUACAUUCUGGAUUUCUGGUAACUGAAAUGAAGAAAUGGGUUGUUGGCUGUAGGCAGGCUCUUGUAUUUUGUAUGUUGGACCUUCAGAUUGACUCUCUAUGUAGCAUGCACCGGUCUGUACUCUGCUGUGAAGUGCACCUGUAGGAAUUAAUUGCUUAAUUUGAUAACCUGCGUCGAUUAUCUAGUUUCUGUAUGCAUCAGUCAGCUGGCAUGAUGGCUGAAGGCACAUUGACUAUUUGCUUCGGUUAACGAGUACUUAGCCUGUGGUUUCUUUAAUUUGCCCUAUCUAUGCUUUUCAAGCAAGCACCUUGUGACAGGCU
Molecule: messenger RNA, 1620 nt
Organism: Triticum aestivum (bread wheat)
Lineage: Eukaryota; Viridiplantae; Streptophyta; Magnoliopsida; Poales; Poaceae
Exons: 3
Coding region: 58-1257 (399 amino acids)
Molecular function (GO): protein binding
Source: RefSeq, a predicted model, not a curated record